Molecule: messenger RNA, 510 nt
Organism: Saccoglossus kowalevskii
Lineage: Eukaryota; Metazoa; Hemichordata; Enteropneusta; Harrimaniidae
Product: basic helix-loop-helix transcription factor amos-like
Source: RefSeq, a predicted model, not a curated record
AUGACUCGAGUUAAAAUGGAAAGACCUGUUCCAAGUUUAGCAAAAACGACAAGCAGUGACGUCUAUUCACCAUAUCAGAUUUAUAUGAAUCCCGAAUACGUUCCAUUGCAUGGUGUUCAGAUGAUUGGUCACACUACGUGCUCAUUCGCACGUCUUUAUGGUACCAAUGGGAAGACAGAGAUCGAAAAUGAUAGUUUACAUCCAGUAUAUCCAUUGGAAUCCAGUGAGUCAGUGUGCCGUGCAAGUCACUAUAUCGAUGGUGACAAGAAGACACUCAGAUCUACCAAAUCAACGGAAAUAUACGACUCGCUCGGAGGUAUACAAAAUGAAGUUGACACCAAACCAGUGCAUGCAAUCAAGAUACAACAGUCCUGUAAAGUAGAAUCAAGAAAAUUAGCCAACUCCAAAGAGAGAGCCCGAAUGAAUAGUAUUAGAGAUGGCUUUGACAUGUUACGAGACAUUUUACCCAAAUCAUGUACACCGUUUGGAGGAAACAAUUGUCGAAAAUGA